Pogona vitticeps (central bearded dragon) is the source of this 1800-nucleotide messenger RNA. RefSeq names its product stem-loop histone mRNA binding protein (gene SLBP). The record is from RefSeq and is a predicted model, not a curated record. Gene Ontology annotation, biological process: mRNA 3'-end processing by stem-loop binding and cleavage; mRNA transport. Gene Ontology annotation, molecular function: mRNA binding; histone pre-mRNA stem-loop binding. Lineage: Eukaryota; Metazoa; Chordata; Lepidosauria; Squamata; Agamidae. Gene Ontology annotation, cellular component: histone pre-mRNA 3'end processing complex; cytoplasm.
ACCGGCGGCAGACUCAUGGAAAGAAGCGAAGAAGUUGCGGAGUCGAGGGGGUGUUGCCCUUCCUCAUUUCUUACCCCCUACCGUUUGGAGAAUGGUAGGGCCUUCUUUUGUUUGGCGCGCCCGCGCCUUUUAUCGCAAGAGGCGGGGCGGGAGCUCAGUCGAGCCAGCGAAGGCCGCGAAGGAGGGCGCGCGGCGGCAGCAGCAGCAGCAGCAGCAGCAGCAGCAGCAGCAGCAGCAGCAACGGGCAGGUGGGCUCGUUAUUUUUUUCCUGUCCUCGCGGGAGACGGUCGGUCGCUCUUCAUCAUGUCCUUUCGCCAGCGGAGCCCCCUCGGAGGCCGCGCCCACGAUAGGCCACCAGCACGUUGGACCCAAGGAAGAAAGCGUGAUGCAGAUGGAAAAUACAGAAGCACUCAUGAUUCAGGCUUACCUGAUGAUAAUGAUGAUGAUAGUACACACACGGUACUAGAUAACAGGCCAGAAAGUUUCACAACACCAGAAGGACAUAAGCCCUAUUCAAGGUGUUCGGAUUGGGGAACUGCAGUGGAAGAAGAUGAAAUGAGGACAAAUGUUAAUAAAGAAAUGGCAAGGUACAAAAGAAAACUCUUGAUAAAUGAAUUUGGAAGAGAGAGAAAACUUUCUACUGGAAGUUCUGAUUCCAAGGAGUCCACAGCAGCAGUGGAACUUGAGACUGAUGAGGCUGUUCUAAUGAGGAGACAGAAACAAAUAAAUUACGGAAAGAACACGCUUGCAUAUGACAGAUACAUUCGAGAAGUUCCAAGGUGUCUAAGAGUCCCAGGGGUUCACCCAAGGACUCCAAAUAAAUUUAAGAAAUACAGUCGCAGAUCUUGGGACCAACAAAUCAGACUUUGGAAGGUUGCAUUGCAUUUUUGGGAUCCUCCCACUGAGGAAGGCUGUGACACACAAAUAAUUAGUCCUGUUGAUCUUAGUGAUAUGGAAACAGAAUCUGUACGAAGUAACUCUGCUCAAUCACAAGCAAGCUCUCAGGAUAAUGAGGAAAACUGCAGCGGCACACCAACCAAAGUGAGAAGUAUCGACCAUCUGGUAGAUGAUGAGUUUGAGCUAGAGGCCUGUUAGACUUUGAGACACUUCAUAACUAUAAAUGUACAUUUUGUGGGCUCCUGUUUGAGGGAAAAGUGUAUUUCGUCUGAUAUUUGCAAAAAUAGCUCAUAGAGCUUGUGUCUAAUAAACUGGACAGAGGAAAUAUGGCAGCUAUAAAUCACAAUAUUUCUCUUGACCAGUUCUUUUUCCAAGAAUGAAACUUGGGACAAUUGUCUAAUUGAUAUAUACACAGUAAGUAGUUUUAUAAGCAGUUUCUAGUUCAUAUGGUUAAACCGACCCAGAGUUGCUGUCAGAUAUCAAGAAUCUGGGAAAUAUCGAUAGGGCAUUUCCCACAAAUUAUAUAUUUUCAAAACUAUUUGAACAGCUUAAGUGGGACUUUAUGCCCUGAAAUACAAGUUUUCUUCAGAUUCUUCAGCACAUUAUAGCAACAAUAAGAUAAUGAAUAUAAGAAAGCUUCUUUCUUGGAGAAAGGACUAUAACCCAGUUUUUGAGCCCACUUUAUGGUGGUAGUUAUCACAAAGUUGUAUUCUGAAUUGAUGCUUGUAAAUAAUUGCAUGCUGACCUUACUAACUUUUUUAAAAAAUUAAUGAGCAGAACUUAGAAAACUGUUCUAUUUUUAUUCUUUCUUAAUGUAAACUUACAGAUUUUUUUACUAAAAUAUGCAGUUGCUGGUUUUUGUAUGGACCAAUGCAUAAAUAAAGCAAGAACAUCUUAAUUUGA